AUGAUCAGAAAACAAGCAAGAGAAAGGAGAGAGUAUCUUUAUAGAAAGGCCUUACAACUUCAAGAGGCAUCACGCACGGAAAAACGUCAACAGCUCAAAGCAGCGUUGGCACUGGGGAAACCAUUAUCAAAGGAAUUAGCAGAAGAUACUCAACUACAACGCGAUUUUAUAUACGAUCAAAGUGAACAAGACCAACUAGAUAUUGAUGAUGAGUAUAGCGCUCUUUCGGGAAUAUCUGAUCCAAAAGUAGUCAUCACUACAUCUAGAGAUCCAAGUGUUCGAUUACUACAAUUUUCUAAAGAAAUCAAAUUGAUGUUUCCAAAUAGCUUGAAAUUGAACCGUGGUAACUACAUCAUUAAUGAUCUAGUCAAGACCUGCACCAGAGUUCAAGUUUCUGAUUUGAUAAUAUUGCACGAACACAGAGGUGUACCUACGUCCCUCACAGUAAGUCAUUUUCCCCAUGGACCAACCGCUAUAUUCACUUUACACAAUGUCAAAUUAAGACAUGAUUUACCAAACUUGGGUAACAUAAGUGAAUCCUAUCCUCAUUUAAUUUUUGAAAAUUUCAAUACACCAUUGGGUAAAAGGGUGGUUAAAAUCUUGCAACAUUUGUUCCCACCUGGAGUUAAACGUGAUUCAUCAAGAGUAAUUACAUUUGUUAAUAAUGAUGAUUAUAUAAGUGUCAGGCACCAUGUUUAUGUUAGGACUAGGGAUAGUGUUGAGAUUAGUGAAAUUGGACCAAGAUUUGAAAUGAAGUUAUAUGAAAUUAGAUUGGGAUUGGCUGAUAAUACCGAUGCUGAUGUAGAAUGGCAAGUGAGGAGGUUUAUACGUACUGCAAAUAGAAAGAACUACUUGUGA
Messenger RNA from Lodderomyces orthopsilosis Co 90-125, 858 nucleotides. RefSeq names its product snoRNA-binding rRNA-processing protein (gene IMP4). The record is from RefSeq and is a predicted model, not a curated record. Gene Ontology annotation, biological process: rRNA processing. Lineage: Eukaryota; Fungi; Ascomycota; Pichiomycetes; Serinales; Debaryomycetaceae. Bases 1 to 858 code for a protein of 285 amino acids. The transcript has a single exon. Gene Ontology annotation, molecular function: snoRNA binding; rRNA primary transcript binding. Gene Ontology annotation, cellular component: small-subunit processome; Mpp10 complex; nucleolus.